AUGUUUUAUGAUGAAAUCAAAGCAAGUAAGAAAGGUAAAAGUAGGUAUAUUUUUACAUUCUCACCAAAUCAUAUUAUAGAACUGAUAAACCUCGCCCUUUAAUGCCACAUCUUAAUUAAUUUAUUUAUUAAAGGCAAAACCGCCUGUACAGGAUUCCUAAUUUAAACAACAAGGAAUUAUUAUUCUCUUAGGUACACGGCAAGGAGGAAUACUAGUCAACUUGAGUCAGAUGGGGAAUCAGUCGCCACAAAAAAGUCGUCUUACGUUCGAUGAUACCACCACAGGAAAAUUGGUCGUUACCUCAGGUCGCUCAUUCGACAAUUCUAUAUAUAUAGCAAUGGCACGCGCAGGUUUUGUAUGUGGUCCAGUAGACGAGUAA
This is a messenger RNA of Paramuricea clavata, 379 nucleotides long. The record is from the annotation of a GenBank genome assembly. NCBI's taxonomy places the organism in Eukaryota, Metazoa, Cnidaria, Anthozoa, Malacalcyonacea, Plexauridae.